This is a messenger RNA of Astrephomene gubernaculifera, 893 nucleotides long. NCBI's taxonomy places the organism in Eukaryota, Viridiplantae, Chlorophyta, Chlorophyceae, Chlamydomonadales, Astrephomenaceae. The record is from the annotation of a GenBank genome assembly.
CAGUAAUCUGCGUUAUCAUCUUAUACCUUCCUUUACCUGUCAGCAAAGAGCUUGUAUCAUACCGGUACCUGCGGAGUAAUGCAAUGUUUGUGCAUCUUGGGGGUGACGAGAACUCCAAGCCUACUUACUUUGAAGUAAUUGCAGCGGAUCGAUUGGUUCCUAGCUUAAAAGCGGCGGUCGUCUACGCGCUAUCGGUCUUUUCCCAGCGGCACCCAUGGGUCCAUCGACUGCUCAACUACGACGAUGAGGUCUUUGCUCUCUUAACACUCUUCCUAGAUGGCCACUCUUUGCUUGCCUCGGAUAGCACCUUCGCAGACAGCCUGUAUGGCCUCAAGCGCAAGCCGCUGCGGCCAGGCGCAAGCCCUGUCGAGCGGCUAACGCGCCGGCAGCGCUGGCUCAUCCUGGCCUGCCAGGUGCUGCUGCCGUACCUUCGGGCCAAGGCGGAUAAGGCCUACCGGCGAUCCUCCGCAAGCUCGGGCAUUCUAGGUCUCGCAAUUCAGUAUGGAGCCUCUCAGGACCCCUCCAGCCCGGAUCCAAGCAGCCCCAGGGCCCCGGCAGUCAGCAGCAGCUGGCGGGGCCAGCUGCGCGGGGCCCUGCUGGCCGCCUACCCCUGGCUGCAUGCGACCGUGGAGGGUGUCACGUUCGCCUACCACCUGUCGUACCUGCUAGGGGCAAGCCCCGUACACCACCCUGUCCAGCACGCGAUCGGAGUCAGCAUGGCUCGGACGUCGGCGCAGGAUAUGAUGGCCGCUGAGCGGGAGAAGCAAGAGAGGCGCCGAGCACUGCUGACAGCCUGGCUGGGACCGCAACUCGCCUACCGGCAACAGCCGCAGCCGCCGUCGCAGCCAUCCUUACCUUCGUCAACCCCCCUUCCGGGAGUCUCCGGCCUAACA